AUGGACAAUUACCAAAAUACUUUACACUAUGCGAAGCCUUUUUCUGUUUCAGAUUUCAAUCCUUCCGAAGAAUGCUCACCACAACAAUUCAAAUGUAACAAUAGCACUUGCAUUUCAUGGCUUUGGGUCUGCGAUAGUAUGGAGGAUUGCUCUGAAGGGGAAGACGAAGAUGGCUGCANGAACUCUACAACUAUAUGGACUAUUACCAAAAAUACUUUACACUAUACGAAGCCUUUUUCUGUUUCAGAUUUCAAUCCAUCUGAAGAAUGCUCACCCCAACAAUUCAAAUGUAACAAUGGUACUUGCAUUUCGCGGCUUUGGGUCUGCGAUAGUAUGGAGGAUUGUUCUGAGGGGGAAGACGAAGAUGGCUGCAGACCCAAUUCCUGUAAGGAUGGAGAGUUCCAAUGCAAGUCUGGAGGUUGCAUCCCAAAAGAGCAAGUUUGUGACGGUAGUUAUCAAUGCUUCGAUAAGUCUGAUGAAAGAAUUUGCUCACAAUCAGAAUGCGGAGGGUUUUAUUGCGGCAACAAAGAAUGUAUUCCUCAAAAAUUUAGGUGUGACGGAAAGGAGGCUUGCACAAACGGAAACGAUGAAGAAAACUGCGAGUGCGACGAGGAAACUCAGUUUAGAUGCGAUGAAAAUCGAUGCAUUCCUAAACGAUAUGUUUGCAAUCGUCAGAGGGACUGUUCAGAUGGAAGUGAUGAAGAUAACUGUGAACAAUCUGAAUGCGAAGGGUUUUAUUGCGGCAACAAACAAUGUGUUCCUCAAAUAUAUAGGUGUGACGGAAAGAAGGAUUGCAAGAAAGGAAAUGAUGAAGAAAACUGCGAAACUUAUGAGUGCGACGAGGAAACUCAUUUUAGAUGCGAUGAAAAUAAAUGCAUUCCUAAACAAUCUGUUUGCAAUCAUCAGAGGGACUGUUCAGAUGGAAGUGAUGAAGAAAAUUGUGAUCAUGUGAAAAAGGAUUCUGAUGAUAUCGACAGUAUUAUUGAUGAACUGGACGAUUCAACCUACCUUUCAGUAACUGAAAUCGAUAUUUAUUUCGAAGAAUUUAUUUAUUUUUAUUUUUUUGAUACAGAUUGUUCGUUUUUCCAAUUUCAAUGCGACGAUGGAAAUUGUAUCAGGUAUGAGCAUGUUUGCGACGGAGAGGAAGAUUGCGAAGAUAACAGUGACGAACGCGAUUGUCAUUCCAGAGUUUGUGCCGCAGAUCACCACUUUCGAUGUCGAAGCGGGCAAUGCAUCAUCUAUUCAUUCUACGUAUGUGAUGGAAUAUAUGACUGUGCAGAUGACAGUGACGAAAGCGAUUGCCUUGCAUGUGACUUAGAAACAGACUUCCGAUGUAGAAGCGGGCAAUGCAUCCCGAAAUCACAAGCAUGCGGUGGAAAUUAUGACUGUAGAGAUAAGAGUGACGAAUCAAAUUGCGAUUUCAUUCCAUCCGAAGAAUGCUCACCCCCACGAUUCAAAUGUAACAAUGGUACUUGCAUUUCGCAGCUUUGGGUCUGCGAUAGUAUGGAGGAUUGUUCUGAAGGGGAAGACGAAGAUGGCUGCAGACUCAAUUCUUGUGAGGAUGGAGAGUUCCAAUGCAAGUAUGGACAAUGCAUCCCAAAAGAGCACGUUUGUGACGGUAGUUAUGACUGCUUCGAAAUGUCUGAUGAAAGAAUUUGCUCGCAAUCCGAAUGCGGAGGGUUUUAUUGCGGCAACAAAGAAUGUAUUCCUCAAAUGUAUAGGUGUGACGGAAGGAAGGAUUGCAGAAACGGAAAUGAUGAAGAAAACUGUGAGGGCGACGAGGAAACUCAGUUCAGAUGCGAUGAAAAUAGAUUCAUUCCUGAACGAUAUGUUUGCAAUCGUCGGAGGGACUGUUCAGAUGGAAGUGAUGAAGAUAACUGUGCACAAUCCGAAUGCGGAGGGUUUUUUUGCGGCAACAAGCAAUGUAUUCCUCAAAAAUACAGAUGUGACGGAAAGGAGGAUUGCAAGAAAGGAAAUGAUGAAGAAAACUGCGAAACCUAUGAGUGCGACGAGGAAACUCAAUUUAGAUGCGAUGAACAUAAAUGCAUUCCUGAACGAUAUGUUUGCAAUCAUCAGAGGGACUGUUCAGAUGGAAGUGAUGAAGAUAACUGUGAUGAUGUGAAAAAGGAGUCUGAUGAUAGCGACAGUAUUAUUGAUGAAUUGGAAGAUUCAAGUGUGGUUUUUAAAGAGUUUUUUCUGAACAUUUUCAAGCGAAUUUCAACCAAAUCUUAAUACUUCAAAUUCAAAAUUCUCAAAAUGUUUUAUUCUUUUUAAUUUCAAUAUUUAUUGCUGUUGAUGCUUAAUCAAAUGAAUUUUUUAUGUAUUUGAAUUUAAAUAAAUAAAAGGUUGUCUAAUUGAGCGAAUAUUUCAAUAUUUAGCUCAAAUCGACCACUCUUCAAUGCUUCCACUAAAAA
This is a messenger RNA of Parasteatoda tepidariorum (common house spider), 2414 nucleotides long. Lineage: Eukaryota; Metazoa; Arthropoda; Arachnida; Araneae; Theridiidae. The record is from RefSeq and is a predicted model, not a curated record.